AUGAGCCGGAGGAAGAAUGGGCCAUCCAUCUCGGCACAGAGGCUGAGACGCCUGGGGGCCCCCCUAACUGUACCCCUUCCAGCCAGAGAAUUCUACGAGUUCAGAGAGGGCUGCGGGCGGGGCGGAGGGCCGCCGGGCGCUGACUCCGGGGCCCGGCCCCACCCCCGAUCCGGCUCCUACGGCUCGGAGCCUGCAGCCGCCGCCGCCUCCGCUGUCAACAAACCCCAGGCGCGUCACUUCCGGGACCGCCCCUUAGCAACAGCGAACGGGUUCCCCGGACCGGUUCCCACGGCGAACGCGGGCGGCGGCUGCCGAAGGUUCCGGGGCCCCGCGUCGCCUGCUCUCCCGACACCGGCCGGGGACCGGCUCGGUGACACCGGCUUCCGGCGGCGCUCUGACCUGAGGUUCCCCGGAGGCCGGGAAUAG
This is a messenger RNA of Rangifer tarandus platyrhynchus (Svalbard reindeer), 426 nucleotides long. Lineage: Eukaryota; Metazoa; Chordata; Mammalia; Artiodactyla; Cervidae. The record is from the annotation of a GenBank genome assembly.